This is a messenger RNA of Cornus florida, 7388 nucleotides long. Its product is annotated as disease resistance protein RPV1-like. The record is from RefSeq and is a predicted model, not a curated record. The transcript has 6 exons. Gene Ontology annotation, molecular function: ADP binding; protein binding. Lineage: Eukaryota; Viridiplantae; Streptophyta; Magnoliopsida; Cornales; Cornaceae. The coding region runs from base 1675 to 5412 and encodes 1245 amino acids. Gene Ontology annotation, biological process: defense response; signal transduction.
CACAUGCAUUGGUUGCUAUUCUUUUUUAUUGACUUGCCUCACAUGCAGAAUAUUUAUUGAGGAAAUAUUUGAGUUAAAUCAUACAUCUUGCACUCCCUUUGAUAUUCCAUUUCUUUCAUCUUUACUUGGUCUGUUAUUUAGAAACUGCUCUACUAUCAUGGGAAUCCUUUGUAAAUGAAAAUAUCAUGGCUGAAUGUACUAGGAUUUGAGAGCUUUAAUAAUUUUUUCCUUCAUGAUGGUAAAUCCGAUACUCUUUUUAUUAUUACCAUUAUUAUUAUUAUUUGUAUUUAAAAAUAAUUGUUUUGAUAUGGCCUUGAAAUUCACUAUAGAUGGCGGAAUUUUAUUUCCCCACAAUGUUAAAAGUAAGUGCUUAGAUUUCAAUGUUUCAUUUCUUUCUCAGAAGAUGGCCUCUUCCCUCGAGGUCAAAGUUUUUAGGACCCUGGACUUAUCCUUAAAAAGUAUUCUACUUGUUUAUUGUAUAAAAGUGUCUUCUAUUUGGUAGGUGCAGAAAGCAAAACAGGGUGCUUAGCUCAUUUUCUUUGGGCAACGUGUCCCAUCUUUGAGGGUGGGCCUUGGAGCAACAGUAGAAUAGAUUCUUUGAGGGUGGGCCUUGGAGCAACAGUAAAAUAGAUUCUUUGAGGGUGGGCCCUGGUGCAACAGUAAGAUUGACGGGAAACAACUUCUCUACAUGUAGAAGUAAGGCUAUGUACAUUUGACCCUCCCUAGAACCCGCAAUAGCUGGGCCUUGUGUACUAACCUAGCCCUUUUAAUGUUUUCCAUCUUAAAGAUUUGUUAUUCUUGAUCUUUCACUAAUUUUUAUCAUUUACUAUUUUUUUAAGAUUUAGAUUUUGGGUUCAAUACAACACAUUCAAUUUUUGAUUCAUUAUUUUACAAGCCUAACUUGUACAUUGCAAUAUUGCAUCAAAAAGCAGAUUGGAUGUUUUUUUUUUUCUUUCUGCGAACCACUUCUUAACGCUUGACAUAAAUUCAUAAAAAAGAAAAAAGAAAAAAAGAAAAAGUAUGGGUCAUACCAUAUUCUAUCUCCAUCCAGUUAUUGUGUUCAAUCAGUUAUGUGCGGACUGUCAGAGCAUCUCAUCUAUUUACUAUUGCCUCCUUGUUAUCUUCCAAUUUAAAGUUACUUGCAUAUUACAUCAUUUUCCACGCAGAUCUCUUCUGUCAUUUUCAGUUGAGUUCCCAGUUCCCACUAGACUAGAUAAAUGCUAACCAGACAUUGAGUUAUUGACAAGCAUUUGCAAAUAAAUAAUUAUGAGCAAGCAUCUCCACAGCAAUCAUCAUAAUUUUCAGGAUAUUAUGCGUUCUCUAAUACUUAAAAGUCAGUGUUGCUUUUUCUGGUUUCUAUUUGGCUUCUUGUUGGUAUAUAUCUAUAUUUAUUGGAGAAGGAAUGUAAUCAGAUUGUUGUGUACCGCAUUCAGAUCAAGUAAGCCUGAAAAGCAGGACUGCUUGUAUGAGGGAGAAAGAUAGAGUUAUUUUCUUAGUUGUCUUUAAUCGGUUUGGGUGUCUUGGUCCUAAGAAUUAUUGAAGUGAUUUGUUUUGAUCAUAUAAUACCAGUGCAAGAUUAAAUUGAUUAAAUUAAGGAAAAAAAGAUUAAAUUGAUUAUUUUUUAUAAACCAAGUAAUUAUAAACUGAGUGCUAAACCUUAAAUUUUCUGGUUACAUGUAUUUUAACUUGCCUUCAGUUUCAUGGGAAAAAUAUAAAUUAACCUGUUAUCGAGUUACAUCCCUCAGCAAUUUUUGGUUUAUACUGGAAUUCCUUCAUCAGAACAUUUAUAUCCUCUCUCUUGUAUAUUCAAUUGUAGUACAUCCUUCAGCAAAUUUUGGUUUUUAUACUGAAAUUCCUUCACUCAGAACAUUUAUAUCCUUUAUCUUAUAUAUUCAAUUGCAGUCAUUGACAUAUUCUUCACAUAUUUAUGGUGCCGUGACAGACUUCAUACAUUACCCAGUCUUUCAACUCUUGGAGUUCUGUGCAAUGGCUAUUGUAGGAGCUCAAGAAGCCUCUUUAAUGCAUUGGCAUAAUUAUCAUGUAUUCUUAAGUUUUAGAGGUGAAGACACACGGAAGACUUUUACCGACCACCUUUAUACAGCUUUGGUGGGUGCAGGUUAUCGCACAUUUAGAGAUGACGAUGACAUUGAAAGAGGAAAAAAUAUUAGUUCAGAAAUAGAGAAAGCAAUUGAACAAUCAAAGAGUUCAAUAAUUGUCUUCUCGAAAGACUAUGCUUCUUCCCAAUGGUGCCUUGACGAACUUCUGAUGAUUCUCAAACACAAGAGGACCUCCGGACACAUAGUUCUACCUGUCUUCUAUGAUGUUGAUCCAUCCCAAGUUAGGAACCAAACGGGAAGAAUUGCAGAAGCAUUUGCUAUACACGAAGAGCGAUUCAAGGCAGAAACCGAUGAAAGAACAAAGAAGUGGGUGGACAAGGUGGACGGGUGGAGGGAAGCACUUAAAGAAGUUGCAAAUCUAGGAGGGAUGGUCUUACAAAAUCAAUUUGACGGGUAUGAGUCCAGGUUUAUCCGGAAAAUUGUUAAGGAAGUUCAGGAUAAAGUCAGUCGCACGGUCUUGAGCAUUCCUCGUAACCUUAUUGGAAUUGAUUCUCGAGUCCAAAACGUUAAUCUGUGGUUACAAGAUCAGUUACCUGAUGCUCAGGUAAUGGUGAUCUCUGGGAUGGGUGGAAUAGGAAAGACGACCAUUGCUAAAGUUGCUUAUAAUUUAAACUUUGAAAAUUUUGAAGGCAGUAGCUUUCUUGCAGAUAUUAGAGAGACUUCUAAACAACACAAUGGUUUACUUUUUUUACAAAGGAAGGUUCUGUCAGAUAUUUUGAAGGGGAAAAAGGAAAAAAUAGGCUGUGUUGAUGAAGGAAUUACUAAGAUCAAAGAAGCCAUAUGCUGUAAAAGAGUUCUUAUUGUUCUUGAUGACGUUGAUCAAGCAGAACAAUUAGAUGCAGUACUUCGAAUGAGAAAUCGCUUUCAUCCAGGAAGUAAAAUUAUUAUAACAACUAGGCAUCAGUGGUUGCUAAAGCCUCAUGAAGUUGAUGUGAUGUGUCAUAGGGUUGAAAAAUUGGGUAAAGCUGAAUCGUUUAAGCUCUUUAGUUGGCAUGCUUUUGGACAAGACCAUCCCAUUGAAGGUUACAAAGAGCAUUCAGAAAGGGUGGUGAACUGCUGUGGUGGCCUUCCUUUAGCCCUUCAAGUUUUGGGUUCUUCUCUAUCUGGCAAUUGUAUAGAUGUAUGGCAAAGUGCAUUGGAGAAAUUGGAAGAAAUCCCUGACAGUCGAAUCAUAGAUAAACUCAAAAUAAGCUAUGAUUCCAUACAAGAUGACCAUGACCAAGGUUUAUUUCUUGAUAUUGCUUGUUUCUUUGUUGGAAAGCGCGAAGAUUAUGUGAUUACAGUACUAAAAGGAUGUGGUUUCCACCCAAAAGUUGGGAUUAAGAAUCUCGUUGAUAGAUGUCUCUUAACUAUUGAUGGAAAUAAAAAACUGAUGAUGCAUCAGCUGGUUCGGGUCAUGGGAAGAGAGAUUGUUCGCAGAGAAUCACUGAAGGAGCUUGGUGAACGCAGCAGAUUGUGGCGUCAUAAUGAAUCAUUCGAUGUCUUGAAGUACAAAAAUGGCACAAAAUCAAUUGAAGGCCUAGCCCUUGACAUGCGUAUGUUAAACAAUGUGAAACGACACCACUUCCAAGAAUCUCAUGGCGAAUCAUUGCUACCAGACCAAGGCAAUUCACCAAGAUGGCGCGGUUUCAACUCCUUUCCCUGGAAUCUGAUAAACAGUGCUUCAAGAAGGUCAAAUGAGGUGGACUUGAAAUUUGAUGCAUUUGCAAGGAUGCAAACUUUAAGAUUACUCCAGAUCAAUUAUGUGCAACUCAGUGGGUGCUAUAAAGAAUUUCCGAAGAAGUUAAGGAUGUUAUGUUGGCGCGGAUUCCAUUUGAAAUCUAUACCUAGCGAUUUUCCUUUGGACAGCCUUGUGGCUCUUGACAUGCGCAACAGCAGCUUGGAACAAGUUUGGAUGGGAAUCAAGUUACUCAAAUUGCUGAAAAUCCUGAAUCUAAGUCAUUCACAUGACCUUAUCAGAAUCCCCGACUUCAUAGGACUCCCUAAGCUUGAGAGAUUGAUUCUUAAAGAUUGUCCACGUUUGGGUGAGAUCCAUGAAUCAAUUGGAGACCUUAAGCGACUUGUUUUUUUGAAUUUUAAAGAUUGCAAAAAUCUAAGGAUGCUUCCAAGAAGCAUUGGCAUGCUGAUGUUUCUUGAAACACUUAUUAUUUCUGGUUGCUCGAAUCUUGAUAAGUGGCCAAUAGAGUUGAGUAAGAUGGAAUCCUUGAAAGUGCUUCAUAUGGAUGGAACACCUGUAUAUCGUUUUCACUGUGACAUUGGAGAGGGUAAGUUAUGGCAUGCAUUCAUCUGGUCUUGGAUGUUAAAACCAACAAGCCGUCCGGAAGUUUUAUGGGCUUCUUUACCCCGUUCUUUAGUGAGCUUAAGUCUUGCAGAAUGCAGUCUUUCUGAUAAUGCUUUUCCCAAAGAUUUCCAUAGCCUACCCUUGUUGAAGAACUUAAAUCUAAGCCAAAACCCAAUUUGUUCCCUACCAGAGAGCUUCAAAGAUCUUACCAGGCUGCAGACGCUCGACUUAAAGUCAUGUACAAGGCUCAGCUCACUUACAGUGCCAUCUAGUUUACAAGAACUGGACGUGGACAAUUGCUCAUCAUUGGAAAAAAUUACAUCUGUAUCAACUUCGUUCAGACCAGUAUUGGGAGUUGCUGAUUCCAAUAACCAAUUUGAGGUUCAAAAUAACUUCAAGCUAGAAUCCAUUAGAAAUAUUGAUGAAAAAGCUCUCAAAUAUUUGGGCUUCUUCCAAUUGAACUCUGUUGAAAAUGUUGAGGUGGAAUUUUAUGAUCGGAUUGCUAAUAAAGUGGAGAAGCUUCCCUUCCAGGGACUCUAUGAAUCUGGCGUAUUCAGCACUUUUUUCCCGGGCAGUCGGGUUCCAAGCUGGUUCGGGAACAAGACGGCAGGGUCCUCGAUAUCUUUUACCGUGCCUUCAUUACUUAACCUUAGAAUUCGGGGCUUGAAUCUGUGCUUUGUUUAUGCACUUUCUGACAAUCAGAAAGGUCAAGUUGGUGAUGCUUUACAGACUGAAAUCAGCAACAAGACCAAAGGUCUGAGGUGGUACUAUCACCCAAAGUUCUUGGGCAUUCCAGAAACUGACAAAAAUAUGAUAUGGUUGAGUCAUUGGAAAGUUGAGAAUGAUCAGUUGGAAAUUGGGGAUGAGCUGAAGAUUUCACUGGAAUAUGUGAGCGAUGUUUUUGAGGUAAAGGAAUGUGGAGUACACCUUGUGUGUGAGGAGCAAGAGCAGGGUAAAAACCAUUCAAAUAGCAAUGGAGUAAUAGUGCACACCAUUUUUAUGACAAGCAAGUAGAGAAAAAUGGUACUCAGUCCUUGAGAAUAGAGAUGUAUUGGUCCGAGUCCUUUAUUCUCCCAAAAAAGUGCUUGACCAGGUUAACAAGAUUUUGAGAUCAUUCCUUUGGUUUGGUAUUGAGAUGAAAAAGACAGGAGUAAAGGUGGCAUGGGACAAUGCUUGCAGACCAAAGAUGCAGGGAGGUCUUGGCUUUCCCAAUCUAGAAAUGGCAAACUUGACUGCAAAUCUCAAGCACAUUGGAAACUCUUUGCUAGAAGAAAGGAAAGCUUAUGGGUGGCAUGGAUACAUAGUUACCUAAUAAAGGCAGAGAGCUUUUGGACAGUCAAAGCUUCCUCUCUUAGCACAGGUAUAUGGAGGAGGUUAUUAAAGCUUAGGGACAUGUCAAGAGGACUUAUCGAGCACAGGGUGGGAACAUGCACUGAUCCUAUGAUGUGGUUUAACAUUUGGCUGUCAGAUGGACCUUAAAUCAACCUCACUGAUGUGGAAAUUCUUUAACUGGACUUGUUUGUCAAAGUCUAUAGCCUAAUUUCCAACAAUCGGUGGGUUGUUCCACCUCCCUCUCAUCCAAAUAGUUUCUUUUAAAGCCAAAACUUCACUAGACAAAUCUUUUCAUUACCUGCACCCUCCACUGAACCUGACUCCAUCAUAUAUGGACCCCCUCUCCCUCUGCUGUUUUCUCCCUUCUCAGUCUAGGGGUGCACAAAAGAACCGUGGAACUGGAACCGAAACCGAAACCGUAAGAACCGGAACUGAAUCAGAAGUUCAAAACUCAUAUAUUUCAGAUCUUUCUGCAAGAAUCAAAAGUUCAAAACCCAUAUCGGCAUAUCAUUUCAAGAUUGUUCAAAAAAUCAAAACCCAUAUCUUUCAGUUUCCAUUGCCCGCUGUUCCAAUUCGGGUUCGGCGUUUGCAAGCUUCAGCCGCCGUCUCUCAACUCUAAAGCUUGUCCCCUCUCUCUGUGCAACUGCUAACUUAUAUGUAUGGGUUUUGUUUUAAUUUUUUUUUCUAAAUCAACUAAUCAAGGUCUGUAAUUCUUGAUUUUGUGUAUGCACAUAUAUAUAUAUAUAUAUUGUAACGUUUUCGAUUUUCAGCCUUUUUUUCAAUUUUUUGGGAUUUUGUUGCCGCAAGGGUAUUUUGGUCAUUUCACUUUUACGCGUGGGAUUUUGGUUGAGUCCAAUUGUUUUUGGUGCAUUUAUUUUCAUGGGACUUAUGUAGUAUUUGUAUGGUGGUGCACUAUGUAUUCAUAUGUGGAGUAAAUUAAAUCAAAUGGAAAAAGGAAAAGUCAAAAGAUAGUGGUGGGACCCACCACUACCCAAUUUAUGGUCUACGGACCAUUUUCCCUUCAUUUCUUUCUCUCUCCCCGUCCAAUUCUUUUCUCUUUCAGUUUCUUUUCUCUUUUUUCUUUCACUUGACAACCAAUCUUUGAAACAAGAUUUCUUUCUCAUUUCAUAUCGGAUUAAGGUGCCGUUUGAGGCAAAACGAAGCCCACGACGAACUCUACACAUCCAUACCAGCAAUUGCAGAUUUCGUGCACCCUUGGAGUUCGAAUUUUGAGACCCACUUUGAGGGUUUUUGCAUUCUAAGAGGAAAUGGGAAAGAAAUGGCCAAUGAAAAUCCCCCGCAAGCUUGAAGAAGAUUAGGAGUUGUAUUUUGUUAUCUUUUGUAUCUUAGCCCAUUUUUUUUGUAUAAUCUCAAAACUAAAAUGUCCUGUAUUCAUUUUUGCAAGACAAGGUCAUGUAUUAUAAAUCAUAACUCUUGUUGAUAUUUUGAAGGGAAGCAAGACUAUGUAAAUGCUUAAGUUGAAUGGGAUGACGAUGAUGGGCUAACUUGGGGAGGUUGUUGAAGUUGUGGUAUUGGGGAAUGUAUUAUAUUUCUUUUGUAUUAUGUGUUGGGACAGGUUAGAUAGGUCUUGAAAGGCCAUCGCAUUUUUUUUCAUUUGAACAGGUUGUGAUAGGACCCUUUUAAGGGAAGGUGAUGCC